AGGUAACUUGUCCUUUAUUUUCUUCUUUACAUGAUAAACCAACACCCUAUUAGUCGCUUGCAGCUAAUUUGUCCUUCAUUUUCUUCAUUUACAUGAUAAACAAACACCCUAUUAGUUGCUUGUAGCCAACUUGUCCUUUAUUUUCUUCCUCAUUCCUGUACAAAUGUUCCUCCUUUUCAAAAAGUGGAACCCCCAAAAGCACUUAGAUCAAAAAGAUCAACAACACGCUUUCAAAAAAAUAUAUUAAAAAAAAAAUUAUCACAAUGUUACUUUAGGGUAAUAGUUUUCAUGGAUCCAAGGUAAGGAACAAAAAAGUGUGGGUUUUCCAUAACACAAAAACCUUCUAUCUCCUUUACUCUCCCACCCCUAUAUUCUCUUUUUUUUCAUUUUCCACUAUUUGAAACAAACUCAAAAAACAUACAAAGAUCUCCAAAACACUUCUUCACCGAAAAAAAAAAAAAAAAAUGGCACUAAGCAACAAUGUCAUCGGAGCUAUCAACUUCGUUGCCAUGCUCCUCUCUAUCCCAGUCAUCGGUGCCGGAAUCUGGCUUUCAACAGAACCUGACAAUUCUUGUGUGAAGAUCUUGCAGUGGCCUGUAAUAAUUUUAGGUGUUUUAAUCUUGGUUGUGGCUCUGGCAGGAUUUGUAGGAGCUUUUUGGAGAAUCCCAUGGCUUCUCAUACUCUACCUAGUUGCAAUGAUUGUUCUCAUAAUCUUGCUUGCUUGUUUAGUGGUUUUCAUCUACAUGGUCACCAUUAGAGGCCAUGGACAUAUUGAGCCGAGCCGGAGUUACUUGGAAUAUAAUCUGGAAGAUUUUUCUGGUUGGCUUCAACGUAGAGUGAGAAGUUCUUAUAAAUGGGAUCGUAUAAGAACAUGUCUUAGUUCAACAAGUUUGUGUGCUGAGUUGAACCAGAGUUAUCGUAUGGCUCAGGAUUUCUUUAAUGCUCACCUUACCCCAUUACAGUCAGGAUGCUGUAAACCACCAACGGAGUGUGGAUACACGUUUGUGAAUCCAACAUACUGGAUAAGUCCGAUAAACACGGCUGCCGACAUGGAUUGCCUUGCAUGGAGCAACGAACAGACACAGCUAUGCUACAACUGCGAUUCAUGCAAAGCAGGAUUGCUUGCAAAUCUUAAGAAAGAAUGGAGGAGAGCUGAUAUCAUAUUGCUUAUGGCUCUUAUUGGUUUGAUCUGUGUUUAUUUGUUAGGUUGUUGUGCUUUUAGAAAUGCCAAAACUGAGGACCUCUUUCGCAAAUACAAACAAGGUUAUACAUAAUAUUUUAGCUUAAUUAAACACUAGCUUGUACGCUGAUACCUAUAUUACUAGCAUGUAGCAAUUGGGAUAUGUUUCAUGGCAUUUUCGAUUAUAUUUUGAGUCAUCUUUGUACAAGGGGAAAAAACAAAAUCGAAUGGAAUUUGUGGCUUUGAUUUUCUUGAUUA
Ziziphus jujuba (common jujube) is the source of this 1438-nucleotide messenger RNA. Its product is annotated as protein TORNADO 2. Bases 465 to 1274 code for a protein of 269 amino acids. Gene Ontology annotation, cellular component: plasmodesma; plasma membrane. The transcript is spliced from 2 exons. Lineage: Eukaryota; Viridiplantae; Streptophyta; Magnoliopsida; Rosales; Rhamnaceae. Gene Ontology annotation, biological process: auxin-activated signaling pathway. The record is from RefSeq and is a predicted model, not a curated record.